UAGAGAUAGAGAUUAAUAAACAAAGUUUAGGGUUAUCGAUGAAACCUCAUAUAUUUGCUAGAAAUUUUACUUCUGCAGCAUUCACAGUUUUAACUCCUGUACUGUUAGCUGUAUAUUAUUCAACUUCCACUAUGAGGGCGGUAUUAGUACUAGCGGUUUUGGCGUGCGCCGUGGCCUUGGUGUACGGGGACUUCGUCUGUGGCCGAAGCUACUGUAAGGACCACCCGUGCGACAAGCCCAUAGCGUCGUCGUCCUGUCGCUCCCCUAGCCUGUACCGCGCUAACCACGCCGGCAAGUGCGCCUGCUGCCCCGCCUGCGUCACCCUGCUGUCGGAAGGACAAGCCUGCAAGAAGUACAGCAAGGAGCUGGGCGAGACCCCCUCCGCCGUCUGCCGAGAGCCCCUCAAGUGCCUCAAAGGAGUCUGCACCAACGUCCCGCCCAGGAAAUAAAUCUUUUGUACCGCUCAUAAAAUCGAAUAAAAACUACAAUCAC
Molecule: messenger RNA, 492 nt
Organism: Aricia agestis (brown argus)
Lineage: Eukaryota; Metazoa; Arthropoda; Insecta; Lepidoptera; Lycaenidae
Gene: CP8
Product: fungal protease inhibitor-1-like
Exons: 3
Coding region: 39-449 (136 amino acids)
Biological process (GO): negative regulation of peptidase activity
Molecular function (GO): peptidase inhibitor activity
Source: RefSeq, a predicted model, not a curated record